Molecule: messenger RNA, 5191 nt
Organism: Pezoporus flaviventris
Lineage: Eukaryota; Metazoa; Chordata; Aves; Psittaciformes; Psittacidae
Gene: SOX5
Product: SRY-box transcription factor 5
Exons: 18
Coding region: 529-2811 (760 amino acids)
Biological process (GO): cell fate commitment; positive regulation of chondrocyte differentiation; regulation of transcription by RNA polymerase II
Cellular component (GO): nucleus
Molecular function (GO): RNA polymerase II cis-regulatory region sequence-specific DNA binding; DNA-binding transcription factor activity, RNA polymerase II-specific
Source: RefSeq, a predicted model, not a curated record
UUUGCACUCGCAUUGUGUUGUUUGUCUCUGAAGCCGCCUCAUGACCACUAAAGGGAUUUCACCUCGUCCUUGAGAGACAGAGAGAAGGGGGAAGGGGGGGAAGGAGGGGAGAAGAGAAAGGAAGAGAUCACCAAACACCCAUCUCCCGGUCCCUCCCCGCACCUCUGCCUCUCCCCACCCCACCAGUGUCUCACUUAGCACCCCGCGCCCGGAGGAGACAUUGCAGUUAGCGGCCUUCCUCUUGCUGAUGACCGGGCUCCUGUUUGAUCCUGUUUACAAGCUUCCGAAGAUUGAAAAUAACCCCAACUUUCCUUCAUUGGUGUUGGAAUCAGAAGAAAAUAAAAAGAAGAGGAAUUGAGAAUUUAAUCUGGGAGACUUGGCAGCUAAUUCAGAGACAGCAGGUGUGUAAGCAGCCCCUUGGCAAGAGGACCAAGUGUAGUUUGUGACAGAAUUGAGUGGAGAUGAUCGCAGGAUCUUCUUUUGAGUUCACCGAGUGACCUGCAGUUUUAUUCCAGCACCUAACACAGGAUGUCUUCCAAGCGACCAGCCUCUCCGUAUGGGGAAGCAGAUGGAGAGGUAGCCAUGGUGACAAGCAGACAGAAAGUGGGAGAAGAGGAGAGUGACGGGCUCCCAGCCUUUCACCUUCCUUUGCAUGUGAGUUUUCCCAACAAGCCUCACUCUGAGGAAUUUCAGCCAGUUUCUCUGCUGACGCAAGAGAACUGUGGCCAUAGGACUCCCACUUCUCAGCACAACACAAUGGAAGUUGAUGGCAAUAAAGUGAUGUCUUCAUUUGCCCCGCACAACUCAUCUACCUCACCCUUGAAGGCAGAAGAAGGUGGGCGUCAGAGUGGAGAGUCAUUGUCCAGCACAGCCCUGGGAACCCCUGAAAGGCGCAAAGGGAGCCUAGCGGAUGUUGUAGACACCCUUAAGCAAAGAAAAAUGGAAGAGCUCAUCAAAAAUGAGCCAGAAGAAACACCCAGUAUUGAAAAGCUACUAUCAAAGGACUGGAAAGACAAGCUUCUUGCCAUGGGAUCAGGGAACUUUGGAGAAAUAAAAGGGACUCCAGAAAGCCUCGCUGAGAAAGAAAGGCAGCUCAUGGGUAUGAUCAAUCAGCUGACCAGUUUGCGAGAACAGCUGCUAGCAGCUCAUGAUGAACAGAAGAAACUGGCUGCAUCACAGAUUGAGAAACAACGCCAACAAAUGGAGCUGGCUAAGCAGCAGCAAGAACAGAUCGCAAGACAGCAGCAGCAGCUCCUGCAGCAGCAACACAAAAUUAACCUUCUUCAGCAACAGAUCCAGCAGGUCCAGGGUCAGCUGCCUCCAUUAAUGAUUCCCGUAUUCCCUCCAGACCAACGAACCCUAGCAGCAGCUGCACAGCAAGGAUUUCUUCUUCCUCCUGGUUUCAGCUACAAAGCGGGAUGCAGUGACCCUUACCCCGUUCAGCUGAUCCCAACUACCAUGGCAGCUGCUGCCGCAGCAACACCAGGCUUAGGCCCGCUCCAACUGCAGCAGUUGUAUGCUGCCCAACUUGCUGCAAUGCAAGUGUCUCCAGGAGGCAAGAUACCUGGCAUACCCCAGGGUAACCUUGGUGCUGCUGUAUCCCCUACCAGCAUCCACACAGACAAGAGCACAAACAGCCCUCCACCCAAAAGCAAGGAUGAAGUGGCCCAGCCUCUGAACCUUUCAGCCAAACCCAAGACAUCUGAUGGCAAGUCUCCCACAUCACCCACCUCUCCUCAUAUGCCAACUCUGAGAAUAAAUAGUGGGGCCAGUUCACUAAAGUCCUCCGUGCCAGCAACAUUAGCUAGUCCUUCAGCCAGAGCUAACACAAUAGAUAUCCUUUCUUCUAUCACGUCGUCAGGUUAUUUAAAUGACCAUGAUGCUGUUACGAAGGCAAUCCAGGAGGCCCGACAGAUGAAGGAGCAACUUCGGAGGGAACAACAGGUGCUGGACGGGAAGGUGGCUGUUGUAAAUAGCCUGGGUCUCAAUAACUGCAGGACAGAAAAGGACAAAACAACACUGGAGACCCUGACUCAGCAACUGGCAGUAAAACAGAGUGAAGACGGGAAGUUUAGCCAUGCAAUGAUGGAUUUCAACAUGAGUGGAGAUUCUGACGGAAGUGCAGGAGUUUCAGAGUCUAGAAUUUACCGGGAAUCAAGAGGGCGUGGUAGCAAUGAGCCCCAUAUCAAGCGCCCAAUGAAUGCAUUCAUGGUGUGGGCUAAAGAUGAACGGAGGAAGAUCCUUCAAGCCUUCCCUGACAUGCACAACUCCAAUAUCAGCAAGAUACUAGGAUCUCGCUGGAAAGCUAUGACAAACCUAGAGAAGCAGCCAUACUAUGAGGAGCAGGCCCGACUCAGCAAACAGCACCUGGAGAAAUACCCAGACUACAAAUACAAGCCAAGGCCGAAGCGCACCUGCCUUGUAGAUGGCAAAAAAUUGCGCAUUGGCGAGUACAAGGCUAUCAUGCGCAACAGACGCCAGGAGAUGAGGCAGUAUUUUAAUGUUGGGCAACAAGCACAGAUUCCCAUUGCCACUGCGGGUGUAGUUUACCCAGGAGCCAUUGCCAUGGCAGGAAUGCCUUCCCCACAUCUGCCCUCCGAGCACUCAAGUGUGUCCAGCAGCCCGGAGCCUGGGAUGCCCGUCAUCCAGAGCACUUACGGCAUCAAAGGUGAGGAGCCUCAUAUCAAGGAAGAGAUGCAGACCGAUGAUGUCAAUGGAGAAAUCUACGAUGAAUACGAUGAGGAAGAGGAUGACCCUGAUGCGGACUAUGGCAGUGACAGUGAAAAUCACAUUGCGGGGCAAGCCAACUGAUCAGGGUCCAAAUAUCUCUUGACCUACAGGACUUCAAGGAAAAAAGAAAAAAAUAAAUAAAGCCCCACCUGGUUUAUCUUUGCCAGUGGCCAAGCACAUUAACUUUCUCAUACACUGACUGUUACUUUAACUGUUAGUCUUAACUAGUUGGGACAUCAGCUGACUAAUAGACAUCAGCCUGCAUCAAAAGAAAAAAGGCUCAAAAGAAAGGAAACAAAGACAACGAUAACAACAACAGAAUGAUAUAAGCUAUGGGUAAAAUAAUGCCAGUAAUUCAGCUGCUAUACCCAAGCACUGAAGUCUUACCCGUCGACCUUUUAUUAUUAUUAUUUUUUUUUUUCAAAUAAACUUUAUGGCUGUUUGUUCUACAAUGUUCUAGAAAUUCUCACUCAGGUACACAGUGCCAACAAGUGGCUUGUGAAUGUGUUUUGUUGUUUUGUGCUACAGUUUAAAGAGAAAUAAUUUUUUCUUUUUCUUUUUUUUUUAGUUUCCUUUUUGGUUUUUUUUUUUUGGUAAUGCACCUGACAGGAAAGAAAAAAGAUAAAAUUCCUUUUGUCCCCUCUGUCUCCUCCUCCUCCUCCUCCCUGGCAAAUCUGGGUCAGAAGUGUGUGUGUGUGUGCAUGCGUGCCUGUGCGCGUGGCUGGCAAGGAAGGAAGUGGGGAGUCUGUUUCUGUUAACCCCAACAAGCAAUUAUUUCCUUUCAAGAGAGGACUUCUCUUCAUCAGUUGCACACCAUACUGAGUCUUUGAGCAAGUGCCAAAUUUGUACUAAAGCGCUGAACUAGUCCAAUUUGCUUUUUUUUUUUUCUUUUGGUUAGUCUCUUCUUUUUCUGUUUUUCUUUUGCUUUUCUUUUGCUUCCUGCUCUGUCUUAAGUUAGGACAGUGUUGUAUCUUAGACAAUCCCUUGAAGAACCUGAUAUACCAGCAGCUGGUGAGAUUAGACAUAUAUUUUUUGGGUUUGGUUUUGCUUUUUAAAGGAAACUGUAGGUGCCGUUCUCAGGUGAAAAAAAGAGAGAGAGAAAGACAUAAGAAAUCUAGAGAAAAAAUAUUUUAUGGUCUUGGAUUUUCAUGUGUGCGUGUUUAUGGUACUAAUAAGAAUAAUAUUGGACUAUUGUGAGCAAAAAAGCAUGUUCCAGAAUUAAGUCCCGCACCCUCCAAAUGACUUGGUCUGUAAGGAACCUUUGCUUUUAAUUUACACUUCAAGUGGCAGCAUCACAAAACGUGAUUUGUUCUGCACAGGACAGAGCAACUGGAAAUGUUACCUCCUCACUGAGUGUAAUUAGGUUACCAUGAUGUCUACUUUUGAUGAACUCAUCCUUUCAGGGUGGCUGAGUACUGAUCUCUGAUUCAGAACACGAUUUGUUUUAAACUGACUUUUUUUUUCUCCUUUGCACUUGCAGAAAUCCAUUUUUAUCAAUGGGAUGUUUGUGUAGGAAGGAAGACUAAUAGCUAUGAAGAGAUUUCUAUAGUCAAAGUGGGCAGUAAGAACCCAAACCAAGUUUCCCUUUCUGCUGCCUCUCGCAAGUGAAAAAUUUUUCUCCUGAGCUAAAUACUUUCUGUGUUGUUCUAGAGCACUUAGAUAUGUUCGUUGGGCAGUUUUGCCUUCCUUGGGAAACAGCAACCAGCAAGGAAGGUGAUUUUACACGAGCAUAAACCUGAGUAGAAGUUAGCUUCUUGCAUUUGCAGUAAGGUACCUGAAUGUUUCACUUCAGAAAAAAAAAAAAGAAUGUAAAUACAAGUGAAUCAAAAAGUCUCUUUUCAUCUCCUCACUCUUCCUGUAGGAGGAAAGGACCCAGAUUUGUGUAGCAAGACAGAAGCACUACAUUUAAACCAACCAACCAACUAAAAAGGCUAUCCCUAAUUUCAAACAGCAGCUAUCCAGGAGUUGCUUUCUGGCCUGGGAAAGAAAGUCUUAGGAUCAUACUGAGACAAAUGCCUUCCUCUUGAGUUGGUCUUCUGACUGAGUAUGCCACCCUUAUAUUUAUAUUGCUCCCUGGUAAAUUCCUAUUCUUAGAGAGAAACUCAUUGCUCUUGUUUUAACUUGAAAAAAUAGCCCUGGCAACAUUGAUUUUGGAAAUGGUCCCUUAUUCUGAAAAAUUUAGCUGUUGUUGCAAUCAGCCAUGUAAGGAGCCCAGGUGCAGAAUGAAAGGGGCAGGUAGGAGGAGAGACUGGGAAGGAGUAUGUGGGGGGGGGGGUCUUUCUUUUGCUCUUGAAAUCCUACUUGAAGUAUAACUUGACCUCUGCAGACCUUGUGGAAAGCAAACAAGCAAAUGCCAUUGAAGACUUAAGACAAUACUCCAAUGAGCGGUUUGGACGUGUGAUAGUUUUACCCUGAAACAUCUGUUUUGUUCUCCUCUUUUCCCUUUCUUGAUUUCUGCCUC